Zerene cesonia (dogface butterfly) is the source of this 951-nucleotide messenger RNA. RefSeq names its product proline-rich protein HaeIII subfamily 1-like. The record is from RefSeq and is a predicted model, not a curated record. Lineage: Eukaryota; Metazoa; Arthropoda; Insecta; Lepidoptera; Pieridae. Bases 1 to 951 code for a protein of 316 amino acids. The transcript is spliced from 2 exons.
AUGAUGAAUCCACAAUACCCGCCCCCCGGGCAGAACAACAACGCACCAAAUAACCCCUUAGGCUUUCCUCCAUCCCAAGAUUUUAACGGCAUUCAAAAUGCAAACUUUAGUCAAAUACCACCAAAUGGUCCUCAAAUGGGCAAAGAUGAUAUGUCACAGAAAAUGCAAAAUAUGAACCUCAAUGGGCCACAAGGUUUCAAUAUUCCAACAUCACAACUCCCUCCUGGACAGUUUCCACCAAACUUCCCUCCAACAUCUAAUUUUAAUAUGCAAGGCCCCCCCCAGCAGUUCCCUCCUGGUAGACCGGCGAACAAUGCUCCGCAAUUUCCACCUUCGAUGGGUGCCCCGCCUACAUCCACCCAGGGUCCUCAAUUCAACCAACCCCAAAUGCCACCGUCAUCAAUGCAACCUCCCAAACCGAUGCAGCAAGGUCCACAGGGGUUACAACUUCCAAAUUCAGGGAUGACUCCAUUUGGUCAGGGUCCGCCAACUAGUCAACCCGGCAUGAAUCAGCAGCAAAUGAGGCCACCGGGCCAAGGACCACCAGGUUCUCAAAUGCCUCCAGGUUCAGGAUUCCAAAAUCGUCAAUUACCUGGUCAGGGUCCAAAUUUUUCGCAAUCAAAUUCCAUGCCCGGCUUGCAACAGCCGCUAACAAGCCAACCUGGCUUUCAAGGACCACCUAGACCUGAAUCUCAAGGACCUCCACCUAGUUUUCCUCAACCUGGACAAGGAAUGCCUCCAAGUAAAGGUGGCUUACCGGCUCCACCUAGUUCUCAAGCGCAACCUGGCCUACCUCCACAACAAGGUCUUCAAGGCAUACCUCCUCAACCCAUGACGUCGCAACCAAAUAUGCAACGGCAAGGCAUGCCACCACCAGCCAUACCCCCACAACAGAGCCAAUCACAUCCAGGCAUGGCUCCACAGCCCGGCUGGAAUACCACCUCAAUCUAG